ACAGUGAGCCGUUGGGAGGUGUCUACGCGCUCGUGUGUCCUAUUUAGUAACUUUUGCUCAUUUAUAAAUACGUAACUGAAAUAUAAGGCUGUUGAAAGUCUGAAGGAUAUUUCCAACAUAUGUCAAGCUGAGCCCGUGCUCUGACAAUAUUUACUCAAAAGACUCUUUUGUUUGGAGUGUGAUUGUAUUGAACUUGGUCCAUUGUUGUUGGCUGAGAGGAGCUCAACUUGGCAUUUGGGCCCCUGGGAUCCAAGAGAAGGAACCACAAAUUGGUCAGUUUGCAGAUGCUUCAGGAAGGACACUGAUGUGCUCCUUGAGGAAUAAAAUGGCCAUUUGUCUUAGUUUCAUAGAGGAGUCUUCAUCCUGACCAUUGUCCUGGAUCUACAUAGUUUGUGAAAAGAGUGACCUGUAUCUUGGUGACGAAAGACUUUGAUUCUGUUAGACAAUAUUUGAGAAUAUCAUCAUGCCGAUUCUGAAGCAGUUUGUGUCCACGUCCUCGCAGUCAAAACGGCGAUCUCGAGUUGACCUCACUGCAGAAAUGAUAAGUGCACCUCUGGGAGAUUUCCGGCACACUAUGCAUGUGGGACGAGGAGGAGAUGCAUUUGGUGACACCUCCUUUUUAAGCACUCGCUCUGGGGAACCACCACGGGAACCUGAGGUGCAACAGCACUCACCUAAACAGAGCCUUCUGUCCCGUACAUUCAGAAGCAGCAAGCGCUCCCAGUCUGUCAAUCGUGAUAAGCCUGACAAAGCCAAACUGGUGCCCCCUGUUGGCUCACCAAGUUACGUAAAGAAUGCAAUCUCGCUGCCAUAUUUAAACGACGAUGACGUUGGACAAGGCCAAAUCCACUUUCCCAAGAGCGUGUCCUCUAGUCCUCUAAAGAACUUUCCAGAAGUCGAUGGAAAGCCGCUUAAUGGAGCUGUAGCAACCACUGUAUCAGACUUGGAGCUUGACGAGCGGAAUUUUGGUGAGCUGACUGACUUGCGUCCAUCAGUUCCAUACACCGGAGGCAUGAAACAUGCAGAGUCCGUCAUGUCCUUUCAUGUCGAUCUUGGGCCCUCCAUGUUGGGGGACAUCCUGAGUGUGAUGGACAAGAAAGGCUGGGAUGAUGACGAUCUCGGAUUCGAAGAGGGAAAAAGUAUUGAGGGAUGCAGUUCGCCACCCCAGAGCCCUCCCAGCGAGGUUGAGGAAGAGGAGCCCCUUCCUCCAGUCCGACCUCCACGCCAGAGGUCUGGCACCACCCCUUACACUCCAGAGCUCCAUAAUAGGAACCAUCAGCACUUGGACAGCUGUUCCAUUUCCAGUUCAGGCUCCACUGUCCUGGAAGAAAAAACCCACAACCAUUAUGACGGAAACAUGGAUGACGUCAAGUACAGCUCACCCAGAGUGCACGACAACAGGGACUUCUCUUACAUGGAUGAUGACGAUGAUGAUGACGAGAUUAGGGUGUAAAGUAAACCUUUGGGUGCCAGAUUGGUCUUUGUAAGGACUGAAAGAAGGGGUGGAGGUGGGUUGGGCUUGAUUGGUGGAUGUUCAGGCUAGCACACGGAUUUAGAGGACUGUUUAUUUUAUGGAGACGAAACGGAAAACGUAUGUUUAAGCCCUAGCUAACCUACAACUCUCAGUAUGCUAUUUUCACUACAAAUCCUAAUUCAGGUAUACAAACUCUCUCUGUUACUAGUGACUUUCACCAGAUCGGCCCCAGCUGUGAGAAGAAUGUGCUUGCGUGUUUGUUUGAUUGUGUAUGCCAAGGGAAUGGAAUUCCAUUUCAGAAUGGUAAUUACUGUCCAGUGAGUAUCAUUAAUGAAUUUCGGUGUUGACCACUGAGAGUGCUGAUACAAGAGGUUUGUGUGGAACCAAACUUCAUAUUCUUCCAUGACCUUUGGACUUGUUGACAACGCAGUACUCUGUUAAAACUUGCCUAUGCCUUCUCUGAAAAGCACUUCCAAACUAACACCCAACAGUCUUAAGGUUUCUGUGUUUUACAGUUUUUGUCCUCAUGGAUUCCAUCAUUAAUUUAUAUUUCAGAAUUUUGUCUUGUACACAAAACCGAAAUGAUGUAAAGGAUUUUAAGAAUAGUUCACCCAAAAAUGAACUGCGGAACACAAAAUUAGACAUUUUAAUGAAUAUCUACAUCCAUCAUGUCAAUACAAUGAUAGUGCCUCACUUUAAAUCUUAUAAAAGGACACCAAAACCUAUGGUAUACCAUUAGAAGGCUUGGAAUAUAUCUUUUUAUUCUAUUUUUGGGUCAUUUUUAAUGUUUAGAGACAAUAUCCACUGCCAUUUUAUUGAAAACAUGGACUGCAUUAUUCAUUAAAACUUCUCUUUUUGUGUUCUGCAUAAGCAUUUAUAUUUUUGGGAGAAUUAUUCAAGUGCUGAUUGGAAUACCAUAAACAUGUUUAAAGUUUGAAACCUCCAUUUAUUUCCAGUUUCCUGUUUUUCAUAGUAUGUGGCUAUUGAGAGCAUUUACGAAUGUGUUUUCGGUGGAGGAAAAUGCCAUUUUAGUGUGGAUGAGCGGCGUAAAUGUAGAAAAAUCGAUGCAUUUUCAAAUGAAAACGGAUUAGUGUGAACUUAAUCUCUAAUAUGUUAUCUUUUUAUCAUGUGGGGGUUGUUUAUUUUGUAUAUCUGGACAUUGUCAUGUGCUUUGUGCAUGUUAAAGGAUUUCUUGUCAGGUCACAUUCAAUUCUUAAUUAUUUAGACGUGUAGAAGUUCAGAUUGAUAAAUGAAAGAGAAAACAAAUGCAACGUGGCAUUGCAUUACAUGACAGCAGCAGAAUCAGAGUGGCUGGAGUUGAACAAAUGACUUAGUUAAAAUACUAGUCAGUUAUUUCUGCAAAUGUGUGAAUGAAAAAAGAUUAAUGUCAAGAGGGCUAUACAGAAGUAUAUUUUGAUUUGUGUCGUAUAGGCUCAGAGAGAUAAAGAGUAUAGAUGUCUUAUAUUCAGGGGCUGGAGUAGUGCCUUGAACUUCAAACAAUGCUCAUCAACAGAAGUGGUUGUAGAGGGUUUUCAUUUCUCAGUGAUUCUUGUAAUUCUUUCUAUCUAUCGAUAUAUUUAGGUUUUGAAAAGAGAUCAAUGCCCUAUGAUGAGACUGUACUUGUAAAGCCAAUAGCCACUUGGUGCCAUAACCUUUAUUGAUUUUUGCAUCAGUUAAAUAUAGACGAAAUAAAAUGUCUUAAUAUUUAGUCCUUUUGGAAAUUAUAACGAACUUGAUAGAGUAAGCAUUUUUCUGUGAAGGUGAAUAUGAAGUGUCUAAUUUCAGCAUCACUUGCGGCACCAAACGAAAUUGCAAUCAUAACAACAAUGUCUUAACCAGUAGCUUGUCCAAUUGUCUUUUUGCAAUUCUGUUUGGUGCUGUUGGUGACUAAAGGCCCUCUUUAAUAUAAGUAGGUAUUGUUGUAGCCAGAAAUCUCCAAAUGGGGACAGAAGCUCCAAAAGAGGGUGGGAAAACUCCAUAAGGAGUUAGGGUUAGCGCCUGUGUAUGUCUUUGCUGGUGGUUUGGAACUCCCGCACCUUUUUGGAGCUCGCCUGCAGUUAUGUCCAUCUCCUAUAAUGAGACCUUCAUAAACUACCAAGAACAAAAAAGAUGCUAACAGUUACCAAGUUUGCUGGCAAGAUGCUGUUCAUAUCACUCCAGUAGGCUCCACAUUAUCAUGAAAAAAAAAAAUCAAACAAUCCCUGUCACUGUUUACUAACUUACAAGUAUUAACCAUUAAUUGUUCGCUUUGGGAAAUAGAUUGUUUUUCGAUCGCACAAAAUAUUUUUAAAGUUACUUUUGUACAUUAUGUUCAGUUAUUAAUUUGCUGUGUAUUUUUUUAUUAUUUUAUAUUAAGGUUAUUGUUUAGUGAAUUGUGUUGGCCCUGUAAUCUGACAUUACAAGUGCACUAAGAGCUGAAGAGGCCAGCAUUUUCCACAAUUAGUUGUGUUUCUACACUGUUGGUUUCAAUAGUACAGAACUAUUGUGCAGAUCUUAGACUUCAGUUUGCAUUUUCAGUGAACUAUCAGUGGCGUUUUACCUUAGCAUGUUGGUCUCAGUUAGGGUUUGCACCACCAUUAGCUCUCAAAGAGUAGAACCAAUCCUCCACUUCCUUUCCGAUCUAAUCUGUGUGAGUGUUUUUUUAUUGUUUUGUGAAUUAAGCAUGUCUGUGCAGAGGGAAAAGUAAAGUACGAUUGAGAAGAAAGAAACCGUUGGGAUGUUUGUAAUGCUGACUUGUUUCUUACUGUGUUUUUCAAGUUGUGUAUAGUAUGGUUUGGAAAAGGGCUUUUCUGAUGGGGUACAAGGAACUUGUGUUGCCUUACAUUUGGCUAAAAUGCUGCAUUAUGCCAUUUUGUCUGCAAGCACAAACAGGGAUAUGCAAAUGUUCCAAUUUCUUAUGCUGCUUUUUGGAUUAAGGAAGCGGUCUUGGAGAGAUCAGGCUGCAUGCAUAGCUUUAGAAGAAGGCCACAUGUCUGGAACUGAAUUUCUGAGACUGAAAAUGAGCUGGAAUGCUGAACUACAGCAGGGUUUUGAGAGCACUAUGGCUCCCUCUACAGUUUUUUUUUUUUUUGAGUAGUAGUAGUAGUUUUUUUUUCAGGCCAAUAAUAUUACUCAUGUCAAUGCUUACAAGGUCAAAACCGUUGCCUGCCAUUUAUAAUGAUAUGGGGGUUUCUAUAGCUUCUUUGCUUGAUUAUUAUUACCACAGUAGUAAAAUAAUUUAUAACACCAAAUCUGUAGAAAACAUGAAAAUAGAACACCAGUAUAAAAUUCCUACAGAAAAUGGGUGACAAAACACUAAACCUUCAAUAAACGGUGUAAAACAAUCUCUUUAAUUUCCAAGUAUUUCAUUUUUUUUUUUUCACUUUCUAUCUUUCUGUAUUUUAUAUAUAUAUAUAUAUAUAUAUAUAUAUAUCACUUUCACCUGCUUUCAAAAUAACAGUUAUAUUUUUCAAUAAAAAGAAAGCUGAUAAACAUU
Molecule: messenger RNA, 4949 nt
Organism: Myxocyprinus asiaticus (Chinese sucker)
Lineage: Eukaryota; Metazoa; Chordata; Actinopteri; Cypriniformes; Catostomidae
Product: cdc42 effector protein 4-like
Exons: 2
Coding region: 464-1453 (329 amino acids)
Source: RefSeq, a predicted model, not a curated record